Molecule: messenger RNA, 1296 nt
Organism: Cyphellophora europaea CBS 101466
Lineage: Eukaryota; Fungi; Ascomycota; Eurotiomycetes; Chaetothyriales; Cyphellophoraceae
Exons: 1
Coding region: 1-1296 (431 amino acids)
Biological process (GO): mitotic spindle organization
Cellular component (GO): nucleus; cytoplasm; protein phosphatase type 2A complex
Molecular function (GO): peptidyl-prolyl cis-trans isomerase activity; protein tyrosine phosphatase activator activity
Source: RefSeq, a predicted model, not a curated record
AUGACCGUCGACGCAACUGAGCGACAGCUACAGAGCUUGCUGGCCAAGCCCACAGUAAAUGCCAACAAAGACUCCAAAGCUGCUGCUGCCAUUCCCAAGCUAAUACCGCGCGGGCCGCGGAGGUCAUCAACGAGAACUACCGAUGUCGAGCCGGCUCCCAGCACUCCUGCGCUCGCUGCACCUUCAGGCAAGAAUGGAGAAUUCGUACACCCGGCCAAGCGUAUCCUCUCUCCAGAGGAUCACCGCAAGUUUCUUGAGUCGAAGACAUACAUCCUGAUCCAGGCAUGGAUUUUCAACCUGGCGGACUGCGUGCAGGGUAAGAGGACUAGAUCUUUUGACGGGGCGCCUCUGUCAGAAAACAUAAAAAGAAUAGACAAGGCUCUCGAUGAGCUCGAUGCCCUGCAGCAACAGUAUCCAGCGUUCGACACAGGAUCGAGGUUUGGAAAUCCUGCUUUCCGCGAUUUCCAUCGAGCCGUUGUUCGCAAUCUGGACCGAUUGCACACACAGGUCCUCCAGAUUGAAGAUGAGGCGGCUGCAGAAGAACUCUCGGUGUAUUUGGCCAGUUCUCUUGGGUCUGAAGAGCGUCUCGACUAUGGCUCUGGUCACGAGCUGAAUUUUGCCAUGUGGCUACUCUGCUUGUACCAGCUGGGCAAAGUCACCAGCGAGGAUUUCCCCGCUCUUGUGCUGCAUACGUUCUUGCGCUACUUUGAGCUGAUGCGGAAGAUACAGAGUACCUAUUACCUCGAGCCAGCCGGCAGCCAUGGUGUAUGGGGCCUGGAUGACUACCAUUUUCUGCCCUUUUUGUUCGGGGCCAGCCAGCUCACUGGACAUGCCUAUAUCACUCCAAAAGCCAUCCAUAACAAUGUGAUAUUGGACGAAGAAGGUGAUGACUAUCUCUAUCUCAAUCAAGUCCGGUGGGUAGACAGUGUCAAGACUGUCAAAGGUCUGCGCUGGCACAGCCCCAUGCUGGACGAUAUAUCCGGCGCCAAAAAUUGGCAGAAGGUUGAGGAUGGUAUGAAGAAGAUGUUUGUCAAAGAAGUCCUCGGAAAGCUCCCCAUCAUGCAGCACUUCCUCUUUGGGAGCUUGAUUCCAGCUACCAAGGACAUGGGGCAGCUGGAUCCCGAAGUCCUCAAGGCACAGGCUGAGCGUAUGAAGCAUGUCAAGGAACAAGGCCAUGAGCCUGACUACUGGGGCGACUGCUGCGGCAUCAAAGUUCCUAGCACCAUCGCAGCAGGCGAGGAGAUGAGGAAGCGGAUGGGCAUGGGCGGAGCCUUACGACCAAUACCGUUUGACUGA